Messenger RNA from Melanotaenia boesemani (Boeseman's rainbowfish), 3741 nucleotides. It is a transcript of the gene aebp1a, whose product is annotated as AE binding protein 1a. Gene Ontology annotation, molecular function: zinc ion binding; metallocarboxypeptidase activity; RNA polymerase II transcription regulatory region sequence-specific DNA binding. The record is from RefSeq and is a predicted model, not a curated record. NCBI's taxonomy places the organism in Eukaryota, Metazoa, Chordata, Actinopteri, Atheriniformes, Melanotaeniidae. Gene Ontology annotation, biological process: proteolysis; negative regulation of transcription by RNA polymerase II. The coding region runs from base 347 to 3382 and encodes 1011 amino acids. The transcript has 20 exons.
GGAGUAAGUGAAAGAAGAGGAGGAGGGCGGGAGGUGUGUUGCUUUGCUGCUUCUGCUCCUCCAGACAGAUGCAUUUCCUCCCCUUCAUAGCGACCAGCAGGCUUCUUUGAAACGACCAGCUCUCAUUUUCUGCCUCUGUCCUCAUCAGAGAGAAGGAAGCUCUGUAGACCUUCACGAAAUCAUCCCUUUCAUGUCCUCAUCUUGAAAUAUCUUUGAGACUGGAGACUGCCACCCUCUGCAUCUGCCAGUCAGAUGUUGAGUUAUUUUCACAUCUAGUUGUAGAUUCAGGGCUUUUACUGGACUGCAUCUGGUCUGUUUCAUCCUUGUUGAAUUUUUUAUUGUAGAAAUGAGGGCUGAGGCACUGGUUGUCUGGGUUGGGGUGACCCUGUGUUGUGCCCUGGUCUGUGCUCAAGAAGACAUAGAAGAGAAGCAACUCUCCAGGGACCUGGCUCAGGUAAGAGAAGCCCGAGGACUGACUAAACACAGGAGACAAGGAGAUGAAGAGGAUGUUGAGAUGUCAGAUGAGCCAGCUGAAGUAACAGAGGAGCAGACAAAGUCGAAGAAGAAAAAAACACCUGAGGAAAUUGAGGCAGCCAGGGCAAAAAAGGCUGCAGAAAAAGAGGCCAAGGCAAAGAAGCAGAAAGCCCCAAAGCCCACCAAGAAGCCAAAACCCCCGAAACCCACAAAGAAGCCAAAGCUGCCAAAACCCACAAAGAAGCCGAAGGUGCCAAAACCCACCAAGAAACCAAAGACGACGACCACAGCGCAGCCAGAUAUCCGGCGUCCUUCUCCUGAGGAGGAGGAGGAGUCGUUGCUGAUUGAGCUGGGCUUGGAAACAUUGGUUCAACCUGUGACUCCAAAGGAGCCUGUAGAGCCAGACCUGGGUGGGGUACCUGGUGGACAUCCUGAUGACAAGAAUGAAGCUACAACUACUGAGGUCAUCAUGUACAUACCAGAGGAAACCACCACCGUCCCAUAUGUUGGUCCCUGGUAUGAAGAAUAUGAUUAUGCAGACUUGGCAGCUAAGAAACAACAAGAAGAGGAGGAGAGAGCCCGGAAGGAAAAGGCAGAAAAAGCUGAGAGACUGAGGAAGAAGUGGGAGGAGGAGGAAGAGGAGAGACUGAAGCAGGCUGCUGUGCCUGCUGAGCCAAAAGCGUGUCCUCCUCUGGGCUUGGAGUCCCACCGGGUUGAAGAUGACCAGCUGCUGGCUUCCUCACAGACUCAUCAUGGCUUAGUGGCGCAGAGGGGACGCCUUAACAUGCAGGGCUCCGAUAAUGAAGAUGACAUGUAUGGUGGAGCAUGGUGUGCCGAGCCUGAAGAGAAGGACCACUGGUUUCAGGUCGACGCUCGUCGAGAGGUGGAGUUCACUGGUGUCAUCACUCAGGGAAGAAAUUCAGAGCAAUAUGAGGACUUCAUGUCAUCCUACUUUGUGGCCUUCAGUAACGACAGCCGUGACUGGACUGUGCUGCAGGAUGGCUACGCUGAAUGGUUGUUCUAUGGGAACGUGGAUAAGGAUACGCCAGUGAUGAAUCAGUUCAAACCUCCAGUGGUGGCCCGUUACAUCCGCAUCCUGCCUCAGAGCUGGAACGGCAGCCUGUGUCUGAGAGCUGAGAUCCUGGCCUGCCAGCUGCCCAGCAGCUAUCACAGCGAGAAUGAGGUCAACUCGUCUGAUGACCUGGACUUCAGACACCACAACUAUAAGGAGAUGAGACAGAUGAUGAAGGUGAUUAAUGAAGAAUGUCCCAACAUCACGAGGAUCUAUAACAUCGGUAAAAGCUCACAAGGUCUGAAGAUGUAUGCCAUGGAGGUCUCUGACAACCCAGGCGAGCAUGAGACAGGUGAACCUGAAUUUCGUUACACAGCUGGUCUCCAUGGUAACGAGGCCCUGGGUCGGGAGCUUCUCCUGCUGCUGAUGCAGUUCUUGUGCAAAGAAUAUAAUGAUGAAAACCCAAGAGUGCGCCGCCUGGUGGACGGAGUAAGAAUUCAUCUGGUGCCCUCACUGAACCCGGAUGCUUACGAGCUGGCGUAUGAGAUGGGUUCAGAGAUGGGAAACUGGGCUCUCGGGCACUGGACUGAAGAAGGUUACGACAUAUUUCAGAAUUUCCCGGAUCUCAACAGCAUUUUAUGGGGAGCAGAAGACAGAGGCUGGGUGCCUCGUAUAGUGCCUAAUCAUCACAUCCCCCUCCCAGAAAAUUUCCUUAAUGGUUCUGUGGCAGUUGAGACAAAAGCUAUAAUUUCCUGGAUGGAGCGCAACCCAUUUGUACUGGGAGCUAAUUUGCAAGGAGGGGAAAAACUGGUGACAUACCCCUUUGACAUGCAGCGCCCACCAGCUUCCUUAACCGACAGCCGGCGUUGGAGAGUUAACGCUGAGAUGAACGAGGAGACCUGGGCUCGUAUUCAGCGGCAGAAUGAAGGAGCUCUGAGGGAGACUCCUGAUGACCAAAUGUUUCGCUGGUUAGCAAUGUCGUAUGCCCACAGCCAUCUGACCAUGACCGAGACCUACAGAGGAUCCUGCCAUGGUGAUGAUGUCACAGCAGGGCAGGGCACCAUCAACAGAGCCAGCUGGAAGCCGUCGGUGGGCAGUAUGAACGACUUCAGCUAUUUACACACCAACUGCUUCGAGCUCUCCAUCUUCUUGGGCUGUGACAAGUUUCCCCACGAGAGUGAGCUGCCCCUCGAGUGGGAGAACAACCGCGAGGCUUUGCUGUCCUUCAUUGAACAAGUACAUCGAGGGAUAAAGGGUGUAGUGAGAGAUGUAGAAGGAAAUCCGCUGCCUAAUGCCACCAUAUCUGUAGAAGGAAUACGACAUGAUGUCAGAACUGCUGCAGGUGGUGAUUACUGGCGGCUGCUGAAUCCAGGUGAGUACAGGGUGACAGCCAAAGCUGACGGCUACACCCCCCAGACUCGGCUUUGCAUGGUGGGCUACGACUCUGGAGCCACCCGCUGCAGCUUCACCUUAGCCAAAUCCAACUGGGACCGCAUCAAAAAGAUCAUGGUGCUCAACGGUGACCGGCCCAUUCGGCUAAUCACCAGAUCAAACCCAGUGAAAACAACAGUGGCCAGCACACUGGCAACCCCCGGGACCACUGCAGGGACGGAAACCCACGCCAACUCCCAGAAUGCAGAGCGGCUGAGGCGGAUGAAACUCAGGCGGCGACUCAUGAAAUUAAACAGGCUGCGCAAACAGAGACUAAACGUCAGAUUUAGACUCAGAACGACCCCUCCUACCACUACAACCACCACCACCACCACCACACCACCUGAAACCGAGAGAACCACCUCCUGGUAUGACUCCUGGUCCACAGAGAACCCGUUUGACUCGGCGCCCACACAGGACUAUCCUUUGGAAUACACAAUUGAUUACCAAACACCCAUCUACUAGAAGUCAUCACUAACCACCAGCUUUAUACAAAAUAAACAGGUUUUUAAUCAUGUACUUUACUAAAAAGAGGGUUUUAAUUAUUUGGUUAACUUGUCUUGUUUAUUAGCUGUACCUCUACUUUUGAAACCAUUUAAAUGAGUAUGGAUCAGGAUAAAAACGCCUCUGCUGAGCAGAGACCACAACACACAUUUAACUGGUUCAGUGUUAAAUCAGUUUGUUCCAGUACAACAUGUGAUGAGGAAUGUCUGUGGAAGAAAUCUCUCUUUUUGUUUCUUUAAUGACAUUACAACAAGAUUGCUGGCCUCAGUUAAACUGAUUUAUUGUAUGCUGAAUGCAUUCAAUUAAAAAGAAUUUUCUAA